AUGUCAUGUCAGCAGCUAAUUCAAGAAGAUCCGUACAUUUUUACGGAUACAGUCAGUAACUCUACAAGUUUUAUGCAUGAAAAUAAUUCUCAAACAAAAUACGUUCCUCUUAACAGACAAACAAUCUACAACAGACAAUUUCGACAACAUGAACCCAAACUAGCUUCAAUUACAGAUUUGAACAAUUCACUUUUAAAAUCGACGACCUAUUCAGAUCAUAAUAAUAAGAUUGUCAUAAGUCCAACGACGUUAAAAGAAAGAAAGAAUAAUGAACUUAAUAAUGGAAAGAUAUUAAGUUCGAGAGCAUCACCCAAGUUUUUUAAAUCACAUCAACAGCAAGUGUUGUUAUCACAGAAUGAUAAUAAUGGACAACUGUCAAGUGUAAAGAGUAAUUACAAUAAGAAUAGUUUCACACAAAAUCAUUCCAAUGCAUCAUCAGUAUCAAAACAACAACAACAACAUCAUGAGAGACAUUCGGAUGUUUUAAAUCACGUAUCGGAAGCGCUUGAAAAUGGUAUUACAGGGAUCAAAAGGGAAAAGGAGGAGGUAUCGACGACGGAAGUUGUGGAUACAAUUUCAAAUAAUUAUGUGAAAAUAGAAAAUGAAUUCAAAUUUGAAGAUUGUGAUGAUGGCAGCGACAACGACAGCGAUAAUGAUGAAAAGAAUGAGAAAUUAAGUGUUAAGAAAAACAGUAAAAGAACAAACAGAAAGCGAGAUAGAAAGUUGCUUUGUUUGACGAGUUCAUCAAAAGUAAGCAGCUCAAGGAAUGUCAUUGUUGAGCCAAUUUGUGAGAUACCUCGACACGCACCCUUAGUUCAACAGAAAUUAAACGUGAUAGAUAAAAGAUUAUUGCAAAAUUACAGACAUUGCGGUAAUGAGAGUCGCGAUGAGCGAUUAAGCAUGAGAAAAAUGCAACUGCGUCAUGUUCUCAAUCAAUACAAAGGAAUUAAUCGAUUACGUGAAGGAAGUACUGAGCGAUAUAAAGCUCAACUUAGUAAAAGUUUUAAAUUGUCCAAGGUCAUGGAGCGGGAGAAACUUAAAAUUUUAAGGAAGUCUAUUAAACUCUGCAGCACGAAGGAUUGCAAGGAUGAGGCAGUCGUUUCCACAGAUUUCUGCGCUAAACAUAUCCUUUCAACAGAGAAAGAACAAUUCCUUAUACGACAAUGUUGCUUUCGUCAUUUGGAUGGUCAGCAAUGUCGAGUUCCUGUCAAUAACAUUUUGGCAACAAUUGCCGUUUGUAAUGAACAUUUUAAUGCGCCUGCACAUCAGCUUAUCAGUAGUGAUUCUAUAGAGCCAAAGAAGAAUCCAGUUCAACGUAAACGCACCAAGACAAGCCCAUUGAUCCGUCCAGUGAAAAAGAAUGGUAAAGGAGGAAGAAAGAAGAAAUUAUCGACGAUUGCACAAUCAAAUCUUAUCAUGCCAGUUCAUCGACCAACAAUGAUAAUUCAUCCAAGUGAUUUACAAAAACAGACAGUUAAGAGCAGUGGAAAUUCAGUGACAUCCACAGCAACUACAACAUUACUUCCAUUAAAACAGGAAAAUCUGCAUCAUCAAAAUGAUUGUGAUCAAUUUAUUCACUUUAAUAGUGGAAAUUUACUAGCAUCUUCUCAAUCGUCUUAUGGAAGUAUGAGUAGCGGAAAUGAAGAUCUUUACAUUAAGCAGGAUCUGAUGCCGGCAGUUUGUGAGAAUAGUUAUGAGAGUUCAGAGGAUACAGGCGUGGGUGGAUUAAGUGAGAAUGAACUUAUUUCACACGAUGUUAUUGGAAACUUUGAUAUGGAAAGUUGUGCUGAGCUCUCAAAAGUCCUCAGUUCAUUACCUAGUAAUACAUUGGAUGAUUUAUUGACAGAACCGCUUCACACAUCCCGCGACGACGAAGAAUAUCUAGACCGUGCGAUUGAGGAGGUUUCAGCAUCUGGAAUGGAUCAAAUAGCUAUAACAGCAUUUGAGCACUUGGAAGGAUUGGAUAUGCUUGAAAUGUUAGAUGAUGAUGAGCAACGUCAAAUGAUAUCUGCAGCAACAAAUCUAAUUUCAAUGUCCGGAUAUAUGUCACACGAUCAAGACAAUUAUGCAGCAAUGCCUUCACCGAUGAUGUCAUAA
This is a messenger RNA of Chironomus riparius, 2097 nucleotides long. The record is from the annotation of a GenBank genome assembly. Lineage: Eukaryota; Metazoa; Arthropoda; Insecta; Diptera; Chironomidae.